UCGAAGCAGGAAUGGCGCGGGCUGAAGUGAAAGAGGUAUCGUUCAAACGCAGUCACACACACACUCUCUCUCUCUCUUCACUGUCUCUGUGACUGAGAGUGAGAAGCGCGAUGCAGAUCAGAGAAGAAGAGCCCGCGAGAACGAAGAUGGAGUCGCUGCGGCUGAUGUGCGACCGAGAGAUGUCAGUUCACCGGCAGAAGAUGGACUCCUUCGCUUCAUCGUUUCUCGGCGCACUCGAUUCCAUCAAGACCAAAUCGCAAGAGACCGUCCAAAAUCAAGGACGGUUGUUGAAGAUGAAAAGCAGCUUGAAAGAGGCAGAGGAUGAGCUUGUCAAAGCCCUUGCAGUUAAGACCCGUACUGAGGCCAAGCGGAUGGCUACUACGGAAUCCAUUUCUGCAAUAAAAGCUAGGGUCGAGGAACUUAAGAGAAUUUUGCAGGAUCAGAAGGCUCGGAGAGAUGAAUACGCGGCAAUUAUGUCCCGUGAAUCACUGGGUUUGGCAGCAGCAGAAGAGAAGAAUGAACAAGGAGCUAAAUGGAAGGAGGAGAUUCAGGAGGCAAUCUCAUGGUACAGUCGGGUCCUUGGUCUCAGAAUUGAAGGUGGAAGUGGGGUUAAGUUCAUGUUCAACAAUGUUGAUGUGAAAAGACCGGAUCAUGUGUACUCCUUCACCAUUCGCCAUGCAAAUGAUACAUACACAUUAUUGCAGUGUGAUCCACUUGUAGACAGCACCAAGGAGUUGGUCCUCGAGUUGAACAAAAGCAAUGAUCUUUAUAAAUUUGUCAGGAUUAUGAGAAGAAAAUUUCAAGAAGCAGCAGAAGGAUCCUUGCCCCAAAUGGUAGCUCUUCCUCAAGAAUCUUUGACAGUCUCUGUGUCUGCUCCAGUCACAUCAGUUUCUACUGAGAUAAGCGGAACUCCAACAAGCGAACCAGAGGAUCAGUUUCAACAUACCAAAGUUAACAAGAAUGUUAAGAAAGCUAACCCCGGGAGAGCCGCUAAAGAAUCAGCUUUGUCUUCUGGAUCAGCAUCAUCUCUUCGACGCUCUUCUCGUUUUACUAAGGUUACAAAAUGAUGACUGUUAGUCACAGAUAGAUCAUGUCUUGUGACCAUGUUGACAAAUUAUUAUCCGAAGUACAUCCUCUGCUACUCUGUGUUCUAGACUCAAAAUUUGCCUGCUUUCUUGAUCAUCCAAAUGAAGCAUCUAACCUGUGGCCAUAGGUAACUAGACGUCAGCUUACCAUUGGUCCCUGGUUGUACUCGUCAAAUUAGCAUGUUUGAGAGGUGUUAUUCUCGGGUUGCUUGUCUUUCCCACAACUGCGAUGUUUUAUCAUUGUUUCGUUUUGUGAAAUAAGGUUGUUUGGGAGAACAUUUGCUUUCCUGUCUGGUGAUCGUACUAUGUAAUUUAUUUUGUAUUUCACCGAUGGAGGAAAGAUACUGUUGUCGCAAGAAAGGCUGCAAAAGAGCCGAUGAAAGAAAUUUUCUGGGAUUUCAUUUCGAUUUUGAGA
Messenger RNA from Punica granatum (pomegranate), 1500 nucleotides. The record is from RefSeq and is a predicted model, not a curated record. Lineage: Eukaryota; Viridiplantae; Streptophyta; Magnoliopsida; Myrtales; Lythraceae.